AUGGUUCGUGGUCUUCCUGUUGAAUACGAUACUAUCGGGGCUAUCAUCAAUCAGCAAUGUCCCACGUGGGAUGAGGCCCGUGGUAUGGUAGAAGCAGAGCAACAACGACAGGCGGCUAGAUCAAACUCAAGCCGUGAUAUUGUGCUAGUUCACCCAUCCUCUUCCGCCGGUCAACAGCAAAGUAGAAGCAACAACCCCCAGGAUCACACCGACACCGGGCGAUCCCCAUACCCUAACGGGUAUCGGGGGAACAACUACGAUCCGGCAAAGGCAGAGCGUGGCAGGGGGCGCGGUGGCCAAUUCUCAGGCCGAGGAGCAGGGCAUACAGGUGGGCCUCGGUUUGACCAACUUCAACAUGGGCCACAAGCUCAAUAUCCAUCCUGGACACCACCGUCGAGUCCACUCCCGUCUAUGCCGGCCCAACUUAACCCGUCGCAGGCCCACAUCAUGCAGAUGCAGCAGCCCGCUUUAUUCGCUCCACCGGGUUUCGGUUUUAACCAACAAACUCCAACGGGUUUCAAUGCUCUCUCUCCUAAUGACAUCGGAGCCGCCAUGACCACUUUGAACCUCAAGUCCAACGAUCAGGCACAAUGGUUUAUGGACACGGGAGCAUCUUUUCACAUCACUUUCGAUUCAGGUAAAAUUAAAGUUCAAAGUUCAUUACCCGUCAACCCUAUAUUUGUCGGUAAUGGUGACUUGUUGCUUAUUCAUGGUUCUG
This is a messenger RNA of Cynara cardunculus var. scolymus (artichoke), 718 nucleotides long. RefSeq lists its product as uncharacterized. The record is from RefSeq and is a predicted model, not a curated record. The annotation marks the transcript as partial. The transcript is spliced from 2 exons. NCBI's taxonomy places the organism in Eukaryota, Viridiplantae, Streptophyta, Magnoliopsida, Asterales, Asteraceae.